AUGCCACUUUUAAAGUUGUUUACCACCGUUCUUCUGGCAACUUUGGUGUGCUGUGAGCCUCCAGUCUACAGAACUUACCAGAAUGGAUACAAUCGACCUGCGAAUAAUUACUUACCACCAAACCCAGGAUUUAAUCUACCAAACACCUACUUGCCACCGCAUACUGGAUACCCAACAGAUUUUAACGGCAACGGACAAGGUCACGGACAGAAUCAUGGCCAUGAUCAUCACGGCCAUGGGGAUGAGAGUGAAGUGGUACGUAUAUUCUUUAAGUUGCGUUAA
This is a messenger RNA of Pieris macdunnoughi, 282 nucleotides long. Lineage: Eukaryota; Metazoa; Arthropoda; Insecta; Lepidoptera; Pieridae. The record is from the annotation of a GenBank genome assembly.